Cucumis melo (muskmelon) is the source of this 3675-nucleotide messenger RNA. RefSeq names its product probable RNA-dependent RNA polymerase 1. The record is from RefSeq and is a predicted model, not a curated record. Gene Ontology annotation, cellular component: nuclear RNA-directed RNA polymerase complex. Gene Ontology annotation, molecular function: RNA-directed RNA polymerase activity. Lineage: Eukaryota; Viridiplantae; Streptophyta; Magnoliopsida; Cucurbitales; Cucurbitaceae. The transcript is spliced from 5 exons. The coding region runs from base 76 to 3426 and encodes 1116 amino acids. Gene Ontology annotation, biological process: siRNA processing.
UCAGUGUUUAAUUUGCUUUUGCUUCCAAUAUUCUUCAGUUGAAUAACAAAUUGCUACAAUACAAUAAACAACCACAUGGAAAAGACGAUCGAAAUUUACGGAUUUGGGCCCAAGGUGACCGUCGACGAGGUGAAGGAAUUUCUCGAGAAUCACACAGGAGAUGGAACCGUAUCGACAGUGAGGAUUUCAAAACCCAAAGACGAUAAAACCCGGUUCACAUCUGUGACGGUCCGGUUCAAGAGCAAACUAGCAGCUGAGUACAUAGUGGCGAAGGCGACAACGGAGGAGAAGAAACUGUGGUUCGAAAGUUCAUAUCUGAAAGCCAGAGAAGUGGAGAAGAAGGCAACAAGUGGUGGCCCCGAAAUGGAGAGAAUGGAAGACGUGAAGGGGCAGUUGGGAAGCAUGAUUUCAAAGGACAAAAUGAGGGUAAUUUGGGAAGGAGAGAAAUGGAAUGUGGAAUUUGGAAAUGGAGUUAGGAAAUUAUGGUUUUAUUUGAGUUAUGAAGUUGAUGACUACAAAAUGGAGCUUUGCUUUGAGAAUAUUUUGAGUGUUGAGUUUCGCUGCCCUCUCAAUCAACCUUCCAAGUUUUUUCUCAUUCAGAUGCAAGGUGCUCCACGAAUUUUCAGGAAAACUCCAUCAUCUUCCUCCUCCCCAUUAUAUUCCAACAAAUCCAACAGUUUUCGUUGGAUUAGGGAUGUGGAUUUCACUCCAUCUUCCUGCAUUGGACAAUCUUUUACUCUAUGUUUGCAAUUUUCUCCUUCACAUCACCUUCCUCCUUUCUUCCAAACAUUGGUCGGCUACAAAGUGACCUAUGCUCCGUUCAUUCUCCGUAAAGGUUCUUCUUUCGUCUCAAAUUCAAAUUUGGUUCCUAUCAUUACUCCACCCCAAGCCUUUGAUAUCUCUUAUAAAAUUUUGUUCAAAAUCAAUGCCCUACUUCAACGUGGUUAUCUUUCUGGACCGACGCUAGAUGAUGAAUUCUUUCGACUUGUUGAUUCGAGUAGAUUUCAUCCUGACUACAUAGAGCAUGCCUUAGAAAAACUCUUUAAUUUGAAGGAAUGUUGUUAUAAACCACAAAAGUGGCUCAAAGACCAAUAUCUUUCAUACUACGUCUCUAAUCAGCUUCCAUGGAAACCUAAUGUUUCUCUAGAUGAUGGGCUAGUGUAUGUGCAUAGAGUUCAAAUUACACCGUUGAAAGUGUACUUCUGUGGUCCGGAGGCCAAUCUUUCUAACAGAGUAGUCCGUCGUUUUAUUGAUGAUAUAGAUAAUUUUCUUCGUGUGUCUUUUGUUGAUGAGGAAUUGGAUAAACUUCAUUCUAUUGAUCUAGCUCCACGUUCAUCAUCUCCUGAAAAUAAUACAAGAACUAGAGUAUAUGAUAGAGUAGUAUCUGUGUUAAAAAAUGGUAUAGUCAUUGGUGAUAAAAAGUUUGAGUUUCUGGCUUUCUCGGCUAGUCAACUAAGAGAAAAUUCUUUUUGGAUGUUUGCUUCGAGGAAGGGGCUAAGUGCAGCAGAUAUCAGAGAGUGGAUGGGUGACUUUCGCCAGAUAAGGAAUGUGGCAAAAUAUGCUGCUCGACUUGGUCAAUCUUUUGGUUCAUCUAGAAAAACUUUGUGCGUUAAAGAACAUGAAAUUGAAGUUAUUCCUGAUGUAGAAGUUGAAAGGAAGAACAUUAUGUAUUGUUUCUCCGAUGGGAUUGGAAAAAUAUCUAAAACAUUAGCUAAGAAAGUAGCUAAAAAAUGUGGUUUGACCGGUCAUACACCAUCUGCCUUUCAGAUUCGAUAUGCUGGAUACAAAGGUGUUGUAGCUAUUGACCCUACAUCCGAAAAGAAAUUGUCAUUACGAAAAAGUAUGUUGAAGUAUAUGUCACUUGAUACACAACUUGAUGUUUUGUUGUGGAGUAAGUACCAACCAUGCUUUCUUAAUCGUCAGGUGAUAAACCUUCUAUCAACUCUUGGAAUUGGGGAUGAUGUUUUUGUGAAAAAACAAAAAGAAGCUAUAGAUCAACUAGAUUCUAUUUUAGAAGAUCCAUCAAGGGCAUUAGAAGUGUUAGAGUUGAUGUCCCCAGGAGAAAUGACUAGUAUUUUGAAGGAACUACUUUCGUUUUACAUGCCAAAUGAAGAACCUUUUCUAAAUAUGAUGCUAUGGACAUUUCGUGCAAAUAAAUUAUUAGAUUUGAAGACCAAGUCAAGGAUAUUUGUUCCACGGGGAAGGACAAUGAUGGGUUGCCUAGAUGAAACUCGAACAUUAGAAUAUGGGCAGGUGUUUGUUCAUUGCUCUGUCCCUGGAAGAUCAAGCGAGGGAAAUUUUGUAGUCAAAGGUAAAGUAGUUGUUGCUAAAAAUCCAUGUUUACACCCAGGGGACGUGCGUUUGCUCGAUGCUAUUGAUGUGAAAGCUCUACAUCACAUGGUGGACUGUGUUGUUUUUCCACAGAAAGGAAAAAGGCCUCACCCAAACGAGUGUUCCGGGAGUGAUUUGGAUGGUGACUUGUACUUUGUUUGUUGGGAUUCAGAGCUAACUUGUAUUAAACAAGUUAAACCUAUGAGCUACGAGCCUGCACCAAGUAUACAAUUGGAUCAUGAUGUCACAAUUGAGGAAGUUCAAAAAUAUUUUGCCAAUUACAUGGUGAAUGAUGGUCUUGGAGCCAUUGCGAAUGCUCACACUGUCUUUGCAGAUAAGAACUCUAAGAAGGCAAUGAGUGCUGAAUGUAUUAAACUUGCAAAAUUAUUCUCCAUUGCUGUUGACUUCCCAAAGACUGGUGUGCCAGCAAACUUGCCACGCAACCUUCGUGUCCACGAGUAUCCUGAUUUCAUGGACAAGCCCGAUAAACCAACUUAUGUAUCAAAUGGUGUUCUCGGGAAGCUUUUUAGAGGAGUGAAAGAUGUUUCAUCUGAUGUCAACACCUUUGAAAUUUUCACUAAGGAAGUUGCUACCAAAUGCUACGAUCCAGACAUGGAAGUAGAUGGUUUUGAAAAGUAUUUGAGAGAAGCUUUUGAUUACAAAACUAAGUACGACUUCAAAUUGGGGAACCUUAUGGAUUACUAUGGUAUUAAAACAGAACCUGAAUUAGUUAGUGGAAAUAUCUUGAAAAUGGCGAAGUCUUUUGAUAAAAGGAAUGACUUGGAACAAAUUGCCUUUGCUAUGAAGUCUCUAAGAAAGGAGGUUAGGUCUUGGUUCAAUGAGAAUGAAAGUAAGUAUACGUAUGAAGACAUCGAAGACGACGAAUACGCAAGAGCAUCUGCGUGGUACUGUGUCACGUAUCAUCCAGAUUAUUGGGGUCGUUACAAUGAAGGUACACAAAGAGAUCACUUUUUGAGUUUUCCAUGGUGUGUUGCUGACAAACUUAUUCAAAUCAAAAGAGAGAAGAUGUCAUUGAGGAAUUCUUCUCCAAUGUCAUCACUACAGUACAAUUUUGAUGGGAUGAGUUUGUACUAACUUUUGGAGGCCAAGUUAUGUUUUGUAUUAUGACCAUCUCUAUAGUUUUAGCUUGUGAGAUAUAAUACGUGUUAAUAUUGUCAUUUUAUGAAGCCUUUUUAAUAGGUUUUAUAUGCUUAAAAGAGAUUGAGAUGAGAUGAUCAAAAGGUUUGAUGUGCCUGUGUCCUUGAGUUCUAAGAUGUUGGUAAGGAGAGGUUGUAUUUAAUUUACAUGUUCCUAUUUAGUGAGAUCAUGAAUUUUAGAGUUUUA